Nicotiana tabacum (common tobacco) is the source of this 2437-nucleotide messenger RNA. Its product is annotated as pentatricopeptide repeat-containing protein At1g52640, mitochondrial-like. Lineage: Eukaryota; Viridiplantae; Streptophyta; Magnoliopsida; Solanales; Solanaceae. The record is from RefSeq and is a predicted model, not a curated record. Gene Ontology annotation, molecular function: protein binding.
AGACAGAGGGAGAAGCCUACUGGAUGCUCUGACUGGGUCUAUACUCUGUAGAUACACAUCCCAAGUUUUGAAACUUGCCCAAGUUCCAUACUAAUGGCGAUAAGAACUCUUCUUCGCGCCAGAAGUUGUACUCACUAUUUCCCCCUCAAAAUCCUCCAUCACAAUCACACACAACCCACGAAAUCCAAAAUCUUCCCACAUCAUCCCCUUCCAUUAUUCUCUGCUCAUCACUUCACAUCCCUUUUGCACAAAACUAAUUUCACUUCCAUUUCAGACGCCCCACACUCUAAUUCACACCUACUAAUAAGUGAACUCUCUCGCAUCCUAAGCGAUUACAGAAAUCCCCACAACGACAUUGAAUCAGCUCUCAAUCCUUUCUCCGACAAGAUUUCGGCUAAUAUAGUUGAACAAGUCCUUAAACGCUGCAAAAAUCUUGGGUUUUCAGCUCACAGAUUCUUCAUAUGGGCAAAUAAAUUAUCGGGGUUUUAUCAUAGUAAAGAAAGCUAUCACAUUCUUGUUGAUAUUUUAGGAAAUAGCAAACAGUUUUCUUUGUUAUGGGACUUUCUUUUUGAGUUAAAAAGGAACAAAUCUUGUGAAUUAGGUCAAGAUAUUUUCUGGAUUGUCUUUAGGUCUUAUAGUAGAGCUAAUUUGCCUGUUGAUGCAAUUAGGAGUUUUGAUAAAAUGAUUGAUUUUGGGAUUACCCCGAGUGUAGUGGAUGUUGAUCAGCUUUUGCUUGCAUUAUGUAAAAGAAAGCAUAUGAAAGAAGCGAAACAGUUCUUUGAUAUAGUUAAAGAUGAGUACAUGCUGAGUGUGAAAUCUUACAGCAUUAUGAUGAGGGGAUGGGGAGAAAUGGGAGAAGUAGUUGAAGCACAGAAACUGUUUGAUGAAAUGCUUGAGAGAGGGUUUGCAGUUGAUUUGUUAGCUUAUAACAGCAUUUUGGAGUCUCAGUGUAAGGCUGAAAAAAUGGAUGAUGCCUAUAACUUGUUCGUGAAGAUGAGGUCCAUGGGACUAAAACCUGAUGCUUUUACAUAUGCAGUUUUUAUUCGUGCUUAUUGUGUAAAAGAUGAUAUUCAUUCAGCUUUUAGGGUCCUUGAUCGGAUGAAAAGGUACAAGCUUGUGCCUAAUGUAUUUACGUACAAUGUUAUCAUCAAGAAGCUUUGCAAGAGUGACAAGGUUGAGGAUGCUUACCAACUGAUAGAUGAGAUGAUUGAACGAGGGGUAAAACCUGAUUGUUGGAGUUAUAAUACAAUCCUUGCUUGUCAUUGUGAUCAUAGCGAAGUCAAUUUGGCACUUAGGCUGAUCUCAAGAAUGGAGAAGAACGGUUGCCUGCCAGAUCGGCAUACAUAUAACAUGGUGCUUAAAAUGCUCAUAAAGGUCGGAAGGUUUGAUAGAGUUGAGAAAGUAUGGGAGAGUAUGGAAGGCAGGAAAUUUUAUCCUUCGGUCUCAACAUACGCUGUUAUGAUACAUGGUCUCUGUCAGAAGAAAGGCAAACUUGAGGAAGCAUGUAAAUAUUUUGAAAUGAUGAUAGAUGAAGGGAUCCCGCCAUAUGGUGAAACCUGUGAAUUAUUGCGGAAUAGACUUAUAGGUUUAGGAUUUGCAGAGCAAAAAGAGAUUCUUGCGGAUAAGAUGGAAAGAAGUACUUCUUGUUUAAUUCAAGAGCUAACAAACAUAAUGAGAGGAAACAAGGCCCGUGCCAGAUUGAGACGUGAAGAAGAAUACUCUGAUAGUGAUAAGUAAAGGAGUUUAAUGUGCCGGAGAAGUAGAAUAGCCUCAAUCCCUUUGGUCAAGGUGAUACAUAUUCUUAAUGCCUGUUGUUUGUUUGCCGCCGCAUGCUUGACAUUUCUCUGUUUGCUUUUACUGGUAGCAGCUAGUGAUGCUGACUUGGUCGUUCUUGGAGGCUACUUCUCGCAGAGAUGGAAAACUGUAGCCUAAGCGGCAAAACUUUCCUAACUGAUCUUUGUUAUAGCAAGCUGUAGCAAAAAAGGUGCUGUGAUGAGUUUCUUGAUCCGUACCCAAAUAAAUGACUCUAUUUGCUUGUAAAGGAUCUAGAUGUGGUGCAGCAGAAAAGCACCAGGUUUGCAAGAAUAUUGACCUCAAGUUGCAUAACGAGCUUAUUGAGGUUCUAUGAGUGGAUAUGUGGAUUUGGACAACUGGCUUUCUUAGUAAAGGAAUGACGGACAUGUAGUUAUCACUUGGAAUCCCAGGUAAACAUUGGGCUCUGAUGAAAUGUUGUGUUAAGCCACUUGGCUGAAGAGCGAUCACUUUACAAGAAUAAACAAGGGCAGCAAGAUUGUUAGCUACUUAAAUUAGCCUGUCAACCACUGCUCGAGGACACCUUUAAGAGUUUCCUUUAUUGUUUGUAAAUCAAGGCAUCUUUGAAAUGCUCAAAUGCUAUCUGUUAGGAUCGGGAACCCGGGUAGUGUGGAAGUUAGCCAAA